Nylanderia fulva is the source of this 1636-nucleotide messenger RNA. RefSeq names its product transmembrane emp24 domain-containing protein 5. The record is from RefSeq and is a predicted model, not a curated record. NCBI's taxonomy places the organism in Eukaryota, Metazoa, Arthropoda, Insecta, Hymenoptera, Formicidae.
CGCCAUUGGCAGCUGUAGGUUCAGCUGGGUGCCGUUAGGGGUAAAGCAACACGUAGACGUAGACGUCUGUCAGUGGGUCAGCAAGUCUCGUGUCGUGUCUCGUUCGCAGUGUUGUGCAUGAUCGGCGAACGUCAUUUAUUGUAAUGCUAAUCGUAUCGCGGCGCAAUGUCUCACCACGUGCAGCUCGCGCUACUCAGUGUGUUACUGGUCCUGAUUCUCGGACCCUUCGGGACCGGGGGCUUUUCGUAUGAAAAUUUGCCCGCGGUCGCGAUGGACUACAAAGUGCACAUCGACGCCGGCAAGGAGGACUGUUAUUCACAAUACGUGAACCCGGGAGCAACCUUCUACGUUAGUUUCCAGGUCUUGCGCGGUGGCGAUGGGAAAGCUGGUUUUGCAGUAAGAAAUCCAGAGGGAAAUAUAGUUUAUCCUUAUCAAUGGCGUCCCAAUGGUGAUUACCAAGAUCAAUCAAUAAAUGGUGGUUAUUAUACUGUAUGCAUUGAUAAUCAGUUUUCUAGAUUUGCUGCAAAACUUGUGAACUUAUAUAUUACAGUGAUCAGAUAUGAUCAAUGGCACCAAUAUAAUAAGGAACUGGAAGAACUGAAUCUUUCUGUUGAGAAUUUUACGAGUGCAAUUGUGCAUGUGGAGAAGAACAUUAAUGAAAUGCUUCAGACUCAACAUUGGAGCAGAGGUAGAGAAGCGAGAGACCUGAAUCUGCUUUUGGACAAUAAUUCUUAUGUGCAGAUGUGGUCGAUCGCGCAAGUGCUCGUUAUUACAGUGACAACUAUGAUACAAGUGUAUUUCGUUAGGAAACUGUUCGAUGUAAAACCAUCUGGACAUUCUAAGACACGCAUUUAACAUUGAUGAAUUGCAGUCAGUUAUUAGCUCAAUAAGAGCACUGUCCAACAUCUAUUGUGAUAAGACUAACACAUAUUAAUUGAUUAAUCUUACAUGUCAUACAAAAAUCUAUAGAUAACAGCAUAACUAUGCACAUCAAUAUUUCGUUUAGUGAAUACAAUUAAAGUUUUAUCCGUCAAUUUUAUUUUAAUGCUGUUAUAUAUUUAUAUAAAAUUAUUCUUGGAGAUUAUUUGGAGAGACGACGAAAAUACAAGAAAUUAUGUACAGAAAUUUUUUAAUGAAUAGACAUUUCAAAAAUCUCUAAAAUGAGGACAUAUUUGAAUGAAAAUUAAUUAGUAACAAAUGGAAACAUGAACUUUCAAUUUGCGAAAAUGUAACAAAGUAUUUACAUUUUGAUGAGAUUUUACAUUUAUAUGCAUUUAUCUACCAAAUAGACCACUUACACAAUUUACUGUCAUUAAUCUUAAAUACAUUAUUUUUGAUAAUUUUUAUAACAAAUAUUUUAUUGUCGAAUAUUUCUUUUCCUAUUUGUUCUUAUCUAUUGAUGUACUAUAUUUACAAGUCAAAGCGCUGCUUACAUCAUAUAAGACUGCCACACAUUUUACAUUUAUGCAAAAUCAUAUGUUCUAUAUUUCCAUCAUUGAUUUUUACUCAUUGUUUUUAAUUUCAGAUAUUUCUCAUGUACGAAUCAUGUUGAAGACAUUUAAGGGAUAUAUAUGAGAUUUAUAUAUUUAUAUUGUAUUUGUAUAAAAAUAAUAAACAGACGCAUAUACUUUUGUUA